Molecule: messenger RNA, 2741 nt
Organism: Phytophthora nicotianae INRA-310
Lineage: Eukaryota; Oomycota; Peronosporomycetes; Peronosporales; Peronosporaceae
Exons: 2
Coding region: 51-1229 (392 amino acids)
Biological process (GO): protein import into nucleus; RNA export from nucleus
Cellular component (GO): nuclear pore central transport channel; nuclear pore
Molecular function (GO): structural constituent of nuclear pore; phospholipid binding
Source: RefSeq, a predicted model, not a curated record
CAAAACUUGUCAUACUCGCCCCCACCAUCGACCACGGACCCCAGGCAGCCAUGUCGUUCAACUUCGGUGCGUCCUCCGCGGCUCCUUCGGGUGGCUUCAACUUUGGCGCCAGCUCUGCCGCUCCCGCAGCCUCUACAGCUCCCAGUACGGGCGGUUUUUCCUUCGGUGCGGCCUCCAGCGCCCCCGCUACGUCCACCGCGUCGUCCUCAGGCUUCAGCUUCGGCUCCAAGCCGGCGGCCGCUGCCAGUACCAGCAGCGGCUUCAACUUCGGAGCGACGUCCUCGACACCAGCAGCACCAGCCGAGGCUAAGAGCAGUGCCACGUCCGCUCCGUCGACAGGCUUCAGCUUCGGAUCAACUGCACCGUCAUCUACUGCUCCAUCGUCCACUGCUGGAUCCACUGGCACCUCUGGCUUCAGCUUCGGUGCGAAAACGCCAGCAGCAGAGGCCAAGCCCGCAACUUCAAGCGGCUUUAACUUCGGCGCUACGUCGACAACAUCAGAGGCUAAACCGGCCACUCCAGCUUCAACGGGGUUCAGCUUCGGUGCAACGUCCACUACAGCAGAGGCCAAGCCAGCGGCACCGGCUUCUUCGGGCUUCAGCUUUGGUGCUAAGCCUGCGGCGGAUGCUAAGCCUGCGGAGGCUAAGCCAGCUACUGGCUUUUCGUUCGGUGCGAGCUCGUCUGCUUCCAGUGCCGCUACUAGCACGACCACUACGUCGACGGGAGGAUUCAGUUUUGGGGCCAAGCCGACGACGUCUACUGCUGAGAGCAAGACAGAGACACCAGCGGUAGCGUUUGGAACGUCUACAGCGUCCAGUGCUGCGGGGUCAACGACGACUGCCACUUCGACUGCGGCCACCACUGCCAUCACAGCUCCUGCCACGGAGACGGACAAGCCUCCAGCUGAGUACAUGGGUCGAACGAUUGAGGUACGACUGAAAUAUUGGUGUCAUGAUGAUUUUAGAUGUUCUUACUCCCUUCUUAUUAUGCAGGAUAUCAUUAACGCGUGGAGCGAGCAGCUUGAGCGUAAUGCGGACACAUUCACCACUGAAGCUGUUAAAGUGAGCAAGUGGGACAGCGACUUGAUGGAAAGCCAGCGGAAGCUUGGCGACAUUGCCGGCGACGUGCGACGUAUUCAGGUGGCUCAGAACGAGCUGGACUCGAACUUGGACACGAUCUUCGCCUACCAGAUGGAGUUGAAGUCAACGCUUGAGGUACGGAUAUCGUGACUUCAGCUGCUUAGUUGAAAGCUGAUCGUUGUGGUCCAUGAAUAUCUUUGCAGCAAUUGGAGAAGAGCGUGGACAAGAUGUACGAGUCUCAGGACCAGAUGCCCGUGGCCGCCGACAUUGAGCGCGAGCAGACUCUGCAGUUGUCAGUAGAUAUCGACGACCAGUUGAACUCGAUGACGACGACACUGAAGGAGACGGUAGAGAAGCUGAACAAGGCUCAGGACGACGUGGCAGACGACAACAACCCGCUGGUGCAGAUCAUGAAGGUGCUCAACGUGCACCACAACUCGCUCCAGUGGAUCGAAGGCAGCGCUGGCCGGCUCAACAGCGACAUUGCACAGCUGUCGCGCAAGCUGCAGGAUUCAUCGAUUUAAAUGGCCGCAGACACGACGUCUGUGCGCAGCGUGGACUGCUGAAUAGAUAUCGUUUAUCUGACGCUGUGGUAGUUGUGUAUCCAUGACGCUGUGAUCUAACGCCUUAUAAUGACAGGAUACGCUUCUGUGCUUCACUCAAGCAUCGUGAUUGGUCCAUGAACCUCAGAAGUAGUCGACGUCAUCGAAGCUGCCAAGUCCGUGAGCGUCGAUCCAGCGCUUGAAGUCCGUGCAGGAGGCAGGAUAGUGACCGGAAGCUCGAGUUUGAUGGGGGUUAUGAACAUGGCGUACUCACACACGAGCGCUAUGCUGUAUAUACAGCUUAAAAAACUCCCAGUCGUGGUCGGGUAGUUAACCUGAUUGUCCAGGUUAAGUUGUACGGGACAUUCGAGCAUAUCGCCAUGUUUUGGUCCUGGACACUUGGCUUCUGCAACUGGUCGUGCACAGACGUCUUCGUUGCCAUCGGGAUGCCGCAAUGUCACCUUCUGGAUGAGCUGGACACUGACUUGUUGUACACCGACCGACGCGGUGUGAUUGUUGACGAAGCACUCGACUAUCGGGCUCUCACCGAGAAUGAAGGUAUCUCGUGGCAUGGACAUGGCGAGGUGGGUAGUGCCUCGACUGAGACAACCGAACCAGCGGAGCGCCUUGGACACUGUGCGCUCGACUGAGUGAACUUCGAGUGACUGGGUAUUGCAUCGCACGACGAUGUCGGUGUUUGCUUCAAGGUCCGAGACGAAGCGACCUUGCACUUUAAUAGUCGCCGUUAUGGUGUAUUUGAUGGUAGCAUGCAACGCAGACACGUCUCCAUCCAGUGACUGGACGUUUAACACACCGGGUAGAUCUGCUGGUAACGUGUAUGUGAGCGGAUAAAGGUAUUCACCAACUUCAUACGGAACCGGUAAGGGUGUGUUUAAGAUCUACGAGAAACACCUUAAUCAGAGAAAUACAGGAUAAGAGGACAAUUAGCGCUCCCUACCUCAUGACGGAGGAUCUGGUGGAAGCGCGAGUGAUGGUCUUUGCCUUCUUUCCACUGCGCGAUCUCCUCACCAACAAUACUGCAUACCAACGCUGCAUCAGCAUUAAGUUAAUACCAGCUACGUCAGGGAUAACGUACACAGGAUAACAACGCACCUCCGCA